This is a messenger RNA of Stegodyphus dumicola, 585 nucleotides long. RefSeq names its product E3 ubiquitin-protein ligase FANCL-like. NCBI's taxonomy places the organism in Eukaryota, Metazoa, Arthropoda, Arachnida, Araneae, Eresidae. Gene Ontology annotation, cellular component: Fanconi anaemia nuclear complex; nucleus. Gene Ontology annotation, biological process: protein monoubiquitination; interstrand cross-link repair. Gene Ontology annotation, molecular function: ubiquitin protein ligase activity. The record is from RefSeq and is a predicted model, not a curated record.
UGCCGCCCAAGCAAAAUUUACAAAAAAUGUAAACAAGCAAAAUAAUUUCAAGCAUGUUUUUGGCUUCCGUACACACGAAUUUAAGAGAUGCCAUUGUAAUAUUUUUCCAAGUCGUUGAAAUUUAGUUCAUAACAAUGGAGAAUUUCCACCAAAUUAUGCCUCUAAGUACAUCUGGAAAUGAAGUUGCUGGCUAUAUUAAUGUAUUGGGUGAAGAAUUUUACAUCCAUUUAAAAGUUCAAGAUACUGCAGCUCCAAGAAAAGUACUUUUAAGAGGUUGUGAAAAAGUAAAUGAAAUAUUGAAACCUAUAUUGGAUAAUCUGAAACAGCAUCUGCAUCAAAGUGGUACUGUAAACGACAUGUUGCAUGAAAUACAAAAUGCAAUAGAACAACAAAUUCGAUCUAAAGGUAUGUCAUACAGUAUGGAACCUCAUUCAGAGUAUAAUGCUUUGUUAGAGCAACUACAUACCUGUGGUUGGGACAAGGUCCGUUACAUCAGCCCCGAUUUUCAUGUUGUACAUUUAAAAUAUGUUGAUGAGUCUGACAGAGAGCAUAUUUUGAAAAUAGGGAUUCCUGAAAAGGUGAAAU